CUUCAUAAGAACAAAACUGUGGUUUAUUAUAAUACUUACCUUUAUAAUGUGUACUUCUCAAUAACUAUUUAAAAUAUAACUUAUAAACUUAAUAACUUGAUUUCUUUUAAUCAUAAUUAGUGAAAAAGUAAAUUAAUAGACUCUUCCGAUUGUUAACUAAGAAUGUCGCCCAAUUUUACAAGUUCUCUAUUACAAGCUGAAAGUAAAGACUCGAUAGAAAAUAAAAAAAUGAUUGAAUCAGUAGAAAAUGAAAGAAAAAUGAGAAAAUUGAAGUGGUAUGAAUUCGAAACAAAAAUAAUUUGGCCUAAUGUGAUAAUGUUUUCAAUUUUCGAAGCUUUAGUUGUAUAUUGGAUAUUUGCUUUUCCGUAUUGGGAAAAAUUAAAUUCGUUUAUUUUUGCAAUGUUUCUGGGAAUACUAGUAGGAGUUGGAGUAGGCGCUGGAGUUCAUCGGCUGUGGACCCAUCGUGCAUAUAAAGCAAAAACGCCGCUUAGAAUUAUUCUUGCUAUCUUGUUCUAUAUGUCUGGACAGAACAGUAUUUUUCAAUGGGUGAGAGAUCACAGAGUUCAUCACAAGUACUCAGAGACGCCUGCAGAUCCUCAUGAUAGCACUCGUGGUCUUUUUUUCAGUCACGUUGGCUGGUUCAUGUUAAAAAGACGACCAGAAGUAAUUGAACGCGGUAAAGGAAUCGAUAUGAGUGACAUUUUGAACGAUCCAGUUGUCCAAUUCUUUGAUGGGCACCAUAUCAUUUUCAAAUUACUGUUGGCUUUUAUACUUCCAAUUCUUGCUGCCGUUUACAUAUUCGGGCACAGCUGGAAAUGGGCAAUAAUAACUCAAAUAUUUUUACGAUACGGAUGGACUUUAAAUUUUACAUGGUCGGUGAAUAGUUUGGCUCACAUGUAUGGAUACCGACCUUACGACAAAAAAAUUGGACCGGUAGAAAAUAUUUUAGUAAGUUAUUUGACUGGAGGUGAAGGCUGGCAUAACUAUCACCAUGCCUUUCCAUGGGACUACAAAGCUGCCGAACUCAAAAGUGUAUUUUUUAAUAAUUCAACCAAUGUUAUCGAUAUGUUUGCGAAAAUUGGCUGGGCCUACGAUCUGAAACAAGUAACUCCUGAGCAAAUUAAAAAAUUUGCCGAGAAAAAUGGUGACAAAACUAGUGCAAUUAAACUAUUAUAAACGUGUUAUAAUAAUGGAAUAAUUAAUCAUUCAUUACUUAAUUGUCAAUUUAUUUAUUUAUAUAGUAUACGAUAAAAAUUAUUUUAAAAAUUGAUUCUUCAUAUUCUAUACAUAAGUUAUACUGAUUUUAAAGAAUAAAUAUAUAAUAAUAAACUAAA
Molecule: messenger RNA, 1334 nt
Organism: Microplitis demolitor
Lineage: Eukaryota; Metazoa; Arthropoda; Insecta; Hymenoptera; Braconidae
Product: acyl-CoA Delta-9 desaturase
Exons: 5
Coding region: 163-1176 (337 amino acids)
Biological process (GO): unsaturated fatty acid biosynthetic process
Cellular component (GO): endoplasmic reticulum membrane
Molecular function (GO): stearoyl-CoA 9-desaturase activity; iron ion binding
Source: RefSeq, a predicted model, not a curated record